AUGGCCGACAAAGGCCCACCCAACAAGAAGCAGAAGACCGACAAUGGCGCGAGCUCUUUUGUCUUGUCCGACAUUAUCACCGUCGUUGUCGGCCCCGAAGCGAAGAAAUUUCACUUGCACGAGAGCGUUCUGGUUUCGGAAUCUCUCUUUUUCAGGGGGUGCCUCCAGUCAGGGAUGAAAGAGCAGAUCGAGAAAACUGUGGUCCUUCCGGAAGACGACUGGGAAAUUUUCGGCAUCCUCGCAGAUUUGGUCUACACUAAGACAGUCUCGUCGGCAAACAAUUUCCGAGCACUCCUGUCGGCCUACAUACUUGCCGACAGACUUCUCAUGCCGCGUCUCCAGAACGAGUUGAUGUAUUGCAUGUGCGCAAGACUGUGUCCAGCGCAUGGACAAUACAAGGUCAGUGUAGAAGAAGUGAGCUGGGUAUGGAACAAUACUACUGAGGGCAGCAAGCUCCGUUUGUUCAUGGUGGAUGCUUUGCACGAGAUAAUGAGUUCGUUUGACUACAACGAACAGGACGGCCGGCCAAUUACCGAACACUACGACUUCAAACGUGCGGCUCAGCUGAAAAAGGCCAUAAUGGAGAACGGCGACUUGGGAUAUGAACUAUACUCGAAGGUCAUCAACUGUGUCAGGAGUCGUCAUGCGGUCUAUGACUAUGCCCGAAGUCCGCCCAACUAUUAUUACCCGUAUCUUGUCCGUGACUUGGAAGAGCAGGGAGUGUCCUCACGCGGAGCUCGGCCUCUUAUCACGUCUAUGGACUGGAUAUGGGAAAGGUACGGUCCAAAGGCUUACUCUAUCCCCGACUGGAGAAGUGAAAAUCGCAAAGGUGGACUGGUUUGGAAGACGGUGGCAUUGCAGCAAGGAGAAGUACCACUGAGAAAUUCUUGA
This is a messenger RNA of Cladophialophora yegresii CBS 114405, 891 nucleotides long. RefSeq lists its product as uncharacterized. The record is from RefSeq and is a predicted model, not a curated record. Bases 1 to 891 code for a protein of 296 amino acids. NCBI's taxonomy places the organism in Eukaryota, Fungi, Ascomycota, Eurotiomycetes, Chaetothyriales, Herpotrichiellaceae. Gene Ontology annotation, molecular function: protein binding. The transcript is spliced from 2 exons.